This is a messenger RNA of Racocetra persica, 752 nucleotides long. The record is from the annotation of a GenBank genome assembly. Lineage: Eukaryota; Fungi; Glomeromycota; Glomeromycetes; Diversisporales; Gigasporaceae.
ACAAAAACCUUUACAAGUUCAUAUUCCCACCGAAAAUUUUCAUCCUGCAGUUCUUAUAACUGGUACUUCAGCUGGAAUUGGUCGUGAAACCGCCUUUACUCUUGCGAAACUUGGGUAUACAGUAUUUGCUGGUGUCAGAAAAAAAGAUGAUGCAGAAGAUCUUCUUGCAUCUUUUCGUGAAUGCGAUAAUCCCAAAGAAGGUCGAAUUCUUCCCAUUAUUUUAGAUGUUACAAAUAAAGAUCAUAUUCAAAAUGCUUAUGAUCAUAUUCAAUCAAUCAUUGGUUAUGAAAUUCCUUUUGUUGCUUUAAUCAAUAACGCUGGCAUGGUUGUCUAUUUACCAAUGGAAAUUGCUUCGGAAGAUGCUUUUAUAAAUAGUUUUAAUACAAAUUAUUUUAGUAUUGUUAAUCUUACAAAAAAAUUCUUGCCCCUUUUAAGAAGAAGUGGUGGUCGUGUGAUUAACAUUGGGAGCGUUGCUGCUUGGGUAAAUGUACCAUCUAUGGGUAUUUAUUCUGCAACUAAAGCUGCCGUUAGAAUUACAACUCGCAUUUGGAGAAUGGAAACUAAAGACAUGGGAAUUCAUUUUGCUUUAAUUGAACCUGGUAUUAUCGUUUCCAGGUUAACAGAGCAAACAACAUCUAAUUUCCGUAAUUUCAGCAAUUUCUCUUCACUCUCUAGUUAUUAUUCUACACCAGACGACACUAAUCCAAAAGUUAUAACUGAUUAUGAAAAAAUUUAUAAAGCUAUUGCAAAAA